Molecule: messenger RNA, 3966 nt
Organism: Geosmithia morbida
Lineage: Eukaryota; Fungi; Ascomycota; Sordariomycetes; Hypocreales; Bionectriaceae
Product: mediator of replication checkpoint protein 1
Exons: 2
Coding region: 1-3966 (1321 amino acids)
Biological process (GO): mitotic DNA replication checkpoint signaling; mitotic G2 DNA damage checkpoint signaling; activation of protein kinase activity
Molecular function (GO): anaphase-promoting complex binding
Source: RefSeq, a predicted model, not a curated record
AUGGCCUCGACGCGUUCACCAUCACCCACGUCAGAUGCCGGUUCGUCUGAGCAUCUGUCCCCGCGAGCCAAGAUUAAUGCCCUACUGGCUGGGCUUGACAGCAGCGACGAUGAGAACACCGCCAGCAAACCCCACCCCACUACCAAACUCACAUCGACAAGGACAGUGCCACCUCGACAUGAUUCCGACAGCGAGGAGGAGGAAUCCGACGUUGAAGUCAGGCCGAGGGGUAGGCUUGCCGCCCGCAUGAAUGGCGCUGUUCCUUCGAAUACCAAUGCUGGAGGGUCUAAGCAGGCUCCGCCACAAAAGAACGCCCCUGCUCCUGUUACCACUGCCAACGACGACCAAGAGGAGGAUGAUGAUCUUCCUGUUGCCCCCAGGCGUCUGCAGAGGAAACCUCGAGAGGACUCGGUUCUCGAGAACAUGGCAUCUAGGGGCUCCAGCCCCGGGCUCUUUGUUUCUUCACCGGUUCGCCCCUCGCCGACAAAACAAGCACCGCCCUCGGAUGCAGAGGAUGACGACGAAGACAUCCUGCCCGCUAUGAAAUCCGACCGUUUCAAGGCUCUCGUCGAACGCAAGAAGCAGGAGCGUCUCGCUCGUGAGGCCGCCGAGGAGGCCCGUAGGGCAGAGCGCCGAGCUCAGCAGGAUAAGCUGUCCUCGGAGAUGGACCAGCUGGUCUCGGACGACGGCGGCGACAUGUCUGACAUAAUCGACGACGAUGGCGGCAGGAUUCUCACGCAGAACGCCAACCGCCGUCCAGAGGCACGAAAGGCGAGCAAGAAAGCCGUCGAGGAGAUGAACCGUGAGACGCAGCGCAUGGCACGCAGCAUGCAGCUCGCCCACGAGGCCAGGACGCGCAAGAAGAUCACCAAGAACAGUCUCUUUGAGAGGUUCAACUUCCGGCCCGCCGGCCAUCCUAUGCCCGAGCCCAAGGCGGCCAGCUCCAGCCUUCCUGGAAGCCCUCCAUCCGACGGUGUGGAUGCCAACAUGAAAAAUGCGGACACUCCGCCCAGCUCCCCCCCUGUUGACGACGUUGAUCCUGACGACAAGAAGGCCGUUGAACAGGAGCAGGAGCAACAGCAGCCUAUCUUCGACAAGGGCAAGGGAAAGGAGGUAGUCGUCCCUGAAAAUCUCAGCAAAUCGCUCAAGGACAAGACGAAGCGUCGCAUCCGCGUCAAGAUGCCCCAGCUGUCUGUGAACUACGUCUCUGUGGAUUCUGACGACGAGCUCGAAAUCACCCGUACGACAAGAGACAAGAUCGACGCCAUCUUUGCCAGGCUGCCCGCCAAGGACACUGAGACGCACUCGCUCGAGGCCCUACGCACCUUGGCUCAAGUCCGGUCCCCCAGCAAGGAGAAGCGUCGCAAAGACGACCACUCGGGCAUGACCAUCGGUCAGCUUGAGGUGUACCUGUACCAAAAGGCAAAACAACAGGCCAAGCUGGAGCGCGACCGUCGACUGGACAUACUCAAGGCCCAGGGUGUCGUUGUGCAGACGGCUGAGGAGCGCGAGCGUCAGAUGCAAGAGGUCGACGACAUUGUCGCCAAGGCACGCAGAGAAGCCGAGCAUAUUAUGCAGCAGGAGCGCGCCGCCGCCAAAAAGAACAAGAGCGCCAAUGGUGAAGUCGACCCCUUGGCCUGGGAUGAUAGCGAAGAUGAUAAUUACGAGGACCCGGCAAACGAGGCUGAUGGUGAGGCCUCGGGCCUUGAACUCUCAGGAUCAGAAGACGAAGAGGGCGAAGCUAAGGAUGAGGAUGAAGAAGAAGAAGAAGAAGAAGAAGAAGAAGUUGGCCACGAAGAUUCUGCCGUGAUUGAUGUCGCUUUUGAGGAUGACGGUGCUUCUGAGGAGAGCGAUGCCGAGGACCAGCUUCCCGCAAACGUCAACAAGAUGCGGCGUUCAAGGAAACAGGCUGCUGUCCUCUCCGACGACGACGAAGACAGCAACACUGAGGUGCCCAAGAUCGAAGCAACACCGAACCCCAAGGUCAGAAUGACUCAUGUAUCUCCCAACAUUCAGGGUGCGACCACCCCCAACGCGCACGGCUCCGUCCUCCGCUCAGCAAAGAAGACGUUCAUACCUGGUCUCCCUGUCAAUGGCCCUGCUGGCCUCGGCCUGACGCAGAUGUUCGCUGGGACCAUGGAUGACAGCCAAAUGUCGCCCACCAACCAGGGUGGUUUCGUCCCUACGCAGUCAAUGAUGCCUGACUUCGACCACUUCCCCAACUCCAACUUCUCUGCCACCAUGGACACCACGGCGCCGUUAGACACGCAGGCGGUAGAGACGCAGCCUAUGACCCAGAACGGCAUCCAGCUCAACCUGGACCCGGCGACACAGGUGCACUGCCUCGACAGCCUCAUGAGGGACGAUGUGCCGCUCACACAGCUCUCCGAGCUCAUCGAGCCCUCUCAGGAUGGCGGGUUCCAGGAGCACACGCCUCUGAAAGAACGUUUCAUUGACGCCCCGCACUCUACCAUCGACACUGUCGUCCUCAGCGGCCAGGGUGAGCCCGCAGAGCAGCAGCAGCAGCAAGAUUCGCCACUGGUCCGCAAGGGAAGGCUUCGUCGCAAGAUGGAAUCUGUCGCUACCAACGACACCGUGGUGGAAAGCUCCCUUCCUCCGCCCCAGUCCCAGUCCCGGCCGGCAUUUGGCACUAUGCAGGACGCGGCCAAGAAGGAGGAGAAGAUGAGGAAUAAGCGGGCGGUUACGGAGGAGUUCGACCGCAAAAAGAGCAAGGCCAAGGAGAUGGUAGAGGAGCUCGCUGAGGAGUCCGAAGAUGAAUAUCAGGGUCUUGGCGGGUACGAUGGCGAAGACAGCGAUGACGAGUCGAGUGCGUCAGUCAAGGACAUGAUUGAUGACGCCGUGGGUAACGAUCCCGAUGAGCGAAAACUGGCAGCCUUUUAUGCGGACCGUGAACGUGCGAAUGAUGAGAAGCAAGUGGAGCAGCUCUUCAAGGACAUAACUAACGGCAUGCUGCGACGCAAGCGCGGCGCCGAUUACGACCUUUCGGACUCGGACGAUGACGGCGAGGCUCGCAAGAAGCUGAAGCGUCGCCAGUUUGCCAAGAUGCAAAAGGCCCUCUUUUCCGACGAGCGUGUCAAGAAGAUGGCCGAGAACCCGGGCAACGAGGCCUUCCUGAAGACGAUUGAAGAUCGAAACAGCGAUGACGACAUGGACAUCCUGGACGUUCAGGAACCAUCGCAGUCUCAGUCGGAAUCUCAGUCGGCAGACGAGAAGCAGCAGCAGCAGCAGCAGCGAACCGUCCCUGAUAGCCAGCCCCGUGCUACUACCUCAGGGUACAACAGCAACAGGCCCCCUGCUCGUCAGCGCAGGACAGCCAACGGCAGGAAGCCCGCCAAUAUCGGCGAGGUGCGCGAGACGCUAUCCGACCUCCUCGAGGAUGAGCGCUUCAGCUCAGUCAUACCGGCUACAGAGGCCAGUUCCGGCAGUGAAGACGAGGGCGAUGACGACGAAGAAGAGUCUGGCUCCCAGCGCAGCAACAAGGAGAACCGUGUUCCCAUCCACAACAAAGGCAGCAGCAACCCUCGACGCACAGCCACCGGCGUCGUCGACCGCCUGAGUCUGAAGCGUAAGGCCUCUUCCUCGUCGGUGUCCGGCUCGCGCAUGGCCUUCUCGGCCGCCCAGGCCGGCCCCUCAUCGUCUUUCAAGGUGCCCGCUCUCCUCCGCCGAGCGACAACCAACUCGCUUAUGUCGACCGGGUCAUCCGAAUCGUCGGCAUCUGGCGCGACUAGCAGCAGCAAUUUCGCUAGCGCUGCUGGGUUCGGAGACGACGCCAAGGUCAAAAAGGUUGCCACCAAGAAGAGUGGUGUCAAUGUGGUCAGAGGCGAGAGUGGUGCUAGGUCUAGGCUGCAGGAGAAUGAGAGGAGAAGAGAGGAGAGGAAGGUCAAAGGUGCUGAGAGAAGAGUGGGUGUUGUGGGCGGUUUGCUUGGAAAGGGAUCAUUUGAGUAG